GGAGCUCCUGGCCAGGGGCAUAGUAGUUGCUGGGGACCCUUUUCUAGGUACUAGGGGAGGUGGCUCCCCAGCUUGCGGCAGGCAGCUGCCUCCACGAUGUUUGGUUUUAAUAAAGUCUCUUUGUCUCCUUCUCUGUCUCUCUGCCCCUCUGUCGCCCCUUCUCUGUCCAGUCCCUCUCUCCCCGGCUUCUCCCUCCUUCUAGGCCUCGGCGGCCCCUCCCCGCCUUCCCUCCCGGGCGGGGGGCGGCGCCGUGACGCGGCGGGGCGGGGGAAGGAAGGGGGUGUCGCUGACGCCGCGGCGGCCUCCGGCGGCUCCGGCCUUUUGUGCGGGCGGUUGGGUCGGGUGGGGGCGGCGGCCGCGGAAGGCCAGGCCGGUGCCCUGCGGGGACGCCCAGCGCAGCCCAGCCCCGCGCAGCCCGGCCCUGCCCUGCCCUGCCCUGCGCCCGGGGCGCGCCCGCCGCGCCGCAUCCAUGUUCGACACCACACCCCACUCUGGCCGGAGCACGCCAAGCAGCUCCCCAUCGCUCCGGAAGCGGCUGCAGCUCCUGCCCCCAAGCCGGCCCCCACCUGAGCCAGAACCAGGCACCAUGGUGGAGAAGGGGUCGGAUAGCUCCUCAGAGAAGGGUGGGGUGCCUGGUACCCCCAGCACCCAGAGCCUAGGCAGCCGGAACUUCAUCCGAAACAGCAAGAAGAUGCAGAGCUGGUACAGUAUGCUGAGCCCCACUUACAAGCAGCGUAAUGAGGACUUCCGGAAACUGUUUAGCAAACUGCCCGAAGCAGAACGCCUCAUUGUGGAUUACUCCUGCGCCCUGCAGCGCGAGAUCCUGCUCCAGGGCCGCCUCUACCUCUCCGAGAACUGGAUCUGCUUCUACAGCAACAUCUUCCGCUGGGAGACCACCAUCUCCAUCCAGCUGAAGGAAGUGACAUGCCUGAAGAAGGAAAAGACGGCCAAGCUGAUCCCCAAUGCCAUCCAGAUCUGUACAGAGAGCGAGAAGCAUUUCUUCACUUCCUUCGGGGCCCGUGACCGCUGCUUCCUCCUCAUCUUCCGCCUCUGGCAGAAUGCGCUGCUUGAAAAGACGCUGAGUCCUCGCGAGCUCUGGCACCUGGUACAUCAGUGCUAUGGCUCAGAGCUGGGCCUCACCAGUGAGGAUGAGGACUAUGUCUGCCCCUUGCAGCUGAACGGUUUGGGGGCCCCCAAGGAAGUGGGAGAUGUGAUCGCCCUGAGCGACAUCACCUCCUCGGGGGCAGCUGACCGAAGCCAGGAGCCAAGCCCAGUGGGUUCGCGCCGUGGCCGCGUCACGCCCAACCUUUCCCGAGCCAGCAGCGACGCAGACCAUGGGGCAGAGGAGGACAAGGAGGAGCAGGUAGACAGCCAGCCAGAUGCCUCCUCCAGCCAGACAGUGACCCCGGUGGCUGAACCCCCGAGCACAGAGCCCACCCAGCCUGACGGGCCCACCACCCUGGGCCCCUUGGAUCUGCUGCCCAGCGAGGAGCUGUUGACAGACACGAGUAACUCCUCUUCGUCCACUGGGGAGGAAGCGGACCUGGCUGCCCUGCUUCCCGACCUCUCCGGCCGCCUCCUCAUCAACUCCGUCUUCCAUGUGGGCGCUGAGCGGCUCCAGCAGAUGCUCUUCUCGGACUCGCCCUUCCUCCAGGGCUUCCUACAGCAGUGCAAGUUCACAGACGUGACCCUGAGCCCCUGGAGCGGGGACAGCAAGUGCCACCAGCGCCGGGUGCUGACGUACACCAUCCCCAUCAGCAACCCACUGGGCCCCAAGAGCGCCUCUGUGGUGGAGACACAGACGCUGUUCCGGCGCGGCCCCCAGGCCGGCGGGUGUGUGGUGGACUCCGAGGUGCUGACGCAGGGCAUCCCCUACCAGGACUACUUCUACACUGCCCACCGCUAUUGCAUCCUGGGUGUGGCUCGGAACAAGGCGCGGCUCCGAGUGUCCUCUGAGAUCCGCUACCGAAAGCAGCCAUGGAGCCUGGUGAAGUCGCUCAUUGAGAAGAACUCGUGGAGCGGCAUUGAAGACUAUUUCCACCAUCUGGAGCGAGAGCUCACCAAGGCCGAGAAGCUGUCUCUGGAGGAAGGCGGGAAGGAUGCCCGGAGCUUGCUAUCCGGCCUGCGGCGGCGGAAGCGGCCCCUGAGCUGGCGGGCUCACGGGGACGGGCCCCAGCACCCAGAUCCUGACCCCUGUGCCCGGGCUGGCAUGCACACCUCGGGCUCCCUCAGCUCCCGCUUCUCCGAACCGUCUGUGGACCAGGGCCCCGGGGCAGGCAUCCCCAAUGCCCUGGUUCUCAUCAGCAUCGUGAUCUGUGUGAGCCUUAUCAUCCUCAUCGCCCUCAACGUCCUGCUUUUCUACCGCCUCUGGUCCUUGGAAAGGACAGCCCACACCUUUGAGUCCUGGCACAGCCUGGCCCUGGCCAAGGGCAAGUUCCCCCAGACGGCCACAGAGUGGGCCGAGAUCCUGGCGCUACAGAAGCAAUUCCACAGCGUGGAGGUGCACAAGUGGAGGCAGAUCCUGCGGGCCUCCGUGGAGCUCCUGGAUGAGAUGAAGUUCUCGCUGGAGAAGCUGCACCAAGGCAUCACAGUCUCAGAUCCUCCCUUCGACACCCAGCCCCGGCCCGAAGACAGCUUUUCCUGAGGUCCCCAGCCACGCAGCUGUUCCCCCACAUGGACAGAUGGACACACAGAGCCUCGGCGGCCACUGCUGGCACGGUGUGAGCGCCAGGCAUCUCCCACCCGCCCCUCCGGACGGCCCGACCUGGGGCUGUGCAGACGUGGGGGCCAUGGAACCGAGAUGCACUUUAGACCAGGGAGCUGGCCCGGCCUCUGGCAGGCCCCCCACUAACUUAUUUUGCCCGGCUGAGGUUGUGGGGGGCGCCUCCUGGGGUGCACGGUUCCCUCAGCUCUGGGUUUAAUGUAUUAUAUUUAUUUGGGGCUGAUGGUGCCCCAAUAAAGGGUCAGAAGUGG
Macaca mulatta (Rhesus monkey) is the source of this 2973-nucleotide messenger RNA. RefSeq names its product GRAM domain containing 1A (gene GRAMD1A). Gene Ontology annotation, molecular function: cholesterol binding; cholesterol transfer activity. The record is from RefSeq and is a predicted model, not a curated record. Gene Ontology annotation, biological process: intracellular sterol transport. NCBI's taxonomy places the organism in Eukaryota, Metazoa, Chordata, Mammalia, Primates, Cercopithecidae. Gene Ontology annotation, cellular component: endoplasmic reticulum-plasma membrane contact site; plasma membrane; endoplasmic reticulum membrane.